This is a messenger RNA of Trichoderma virens Gv29-8, 489 nucleotides long. RefSeq lists its product as uncharacterized. NCBI's taxonomy places the organism in Eukaryota, Fungi, Ascomycota, Sordariomycetes, Hypocreales, Hypocreaceae. Gene Ontology annotation, cellular component: catalytic step 2 spliceosome. The transcript is spliced from 2 exons. Gene Ontology annotation, molecular function: peptidyl-prolyl cis-trans isomerase activity. Bases 1 to 489 code for a protein of 162 amino acids. Gene Ontology annotation, biological process: protein folding; protein peptidyl-prolyl isomerization. The record is from RefSeq and is a predicted model, not a curated record.
AUGACUACAAACGUCGUUCUAGAAACCUCAAUGGGCAACAUCACCCUCGAGCUCUACACAACCCACGCCCCCAAGACCUGCAAGAACUUUGCCACCCUCGUCACUCGCGGCUACUACGCAUCCACAAUCUUCCACCGCGUCAUCCCCGACUUCAUGGUCCAGGGCGGCGACCCCACGGGCACCGGCCGCGGCGGCUCCUCCAUCUACGGCGACAAGUUCGAGGACGAAAUCGACCCGGCCCUCAAGCACGCCGGCGCGGGCAUCCUCAGCAUGGCAAACGCCGGCCCCAACACAAACGGCUCCCAGUUCUUCAUCACGCUCGCCCCUACGCCCUGGCUCGAUGGCAAGCACACCAUCUUUGGCAGGGUCAAGAACGGUCUUGGCGUGGUGAAGCGCAUGGGCAUGGUGCCCACGGGGCCAGAGGAUAGGCCUGUUGAGGAGGUUAAAAUUUUCAAGGCGUGGGUGGUGGAUAAUGAAGAACAGCUUUGA